AUGCCUAAACGACCAAAAAUUGUCUCCGUAUACAAUGACGUUGAUAAAGAAAACACUCAGCAUGUUGUCCUCCCAAUUGUUACUCGAGACGAGGCAUCUCAUAGAAGAAAAUUAAGAAAAUUAAUCUUGGAUAAUAAGAAAUCAAAUGUGGGAACUACAUCGUCAUCCCUCAAUAUUGAUUCCACUAAUAUUAAUUCCACUUCUACUCCGUGUGUUACAUCUGAUAACAUAGUCAACAAAAUUGGUUUUCACAAUUUUGAAUCCACUCCUGAGGUGACUAAUAAUGUUAAUUCAAGUCUUUCAAGUAUUGUAACAACGGGUAACAAUAUUUGUAGUACCAGCAAUCGUACAACGACAAAAAACGAUAUUGGGAAUAAUAUUUCAACUGGCAUCACAUCAACCACCUGCACAUCAUCAUUGAACCGUAAUUUGCAAAGGCUAUCAUCUGGCAAACGUAAGUUGGUAUCCAAAGCACGUAUUUCGUCUCCUAUACCAAUGAUCGACUUGACCACAGAUGAAACCGUAGUACGAGAUCCUUAUAAAGGUGUUUCUACAGAUUAUUUAGAUCACGGUGAUCAAGUUAUUACUUGUGAAGUUUGUUAUGCAAAGUUAUGGGACGCAGAGAAAGGAAGCGGAAGAAAAGAGGGUGGCAAAAUAUGUCAUAUGUUAUGUUGUGGUUAUGCCAAAGUUGUGUUACCGGAUUACAAAACCGCGACACCUUAUUAUAAAAGUCUAUUCAUGUCAAAUGACAAUGAAAGCAAGCACUUUUUGAAGAACAUUCGACGAUACAAUUCUAUGUUCGCGUUUACCUCAAUGGGUGGUAAGGUUGACCAAACCGUGAAUACUGGUAAUGCUCCUUUUUGCUACAGAAUUAGUGGUGAAAAUUACCAUUCUAUUGGUAGUCUUGUGCCACCAAACGGAGUGAAGCCUAAAUUUUGUCAGUUAUACAUAUACGAUACUGAAAAUGAGUUGGCAAACAGGACUUCAGACAAUGCUUCCUCAUCAUCCACUUCAGAUGAAACCGAUAAUAAGCUGAUACAACAAAUCAAAGCAAUGUUUGAUGCCGAAAAUGUGCUUGUGAAAAUUUAUAGGAUGGUUAGAGAUUGCUUCCAACAAAAUCCUUAUACCACUUUAAAGCUUCACCUUAUUGGCAAAAGAGAACAAGAUGGUCGGACUUAUAACUUACCUACUUCCUCAGAGGUUGCUGCUCUUAUUGUUGGAGAUAUCGAUAACGCACUUGAGAAAAGAGAUAUCGUUGUCGAGACACAAACAGGUUCAUUAAAAAGAAUAAGUGAAUUGCAUCCAUCCUAUCUUGCACUUCAGUAUCCUAUUUUGUUCCCAUAUGGAGACGACGGUUACAGAAUUGACAUACCACAUAGGGGUGUCAUUGAUGUUACUAACAAGAAACGUCCGAAUUGUACAAUGAGAGAGUUUUUUGCGUAUCGUGUACAAGAUCGUAGUAACCAGUUUUCAUUGAUUCUAAAUUCUCGACGCUUAUUCCAACAGUUUUUGGUUGAUGCUUAUACGAUGAUUGAGAGCGAGCGACUUAACUUUAUAAGAUUUCAGCAACAAGAUCUCAGGUCUGAUACAUAUGAGAAUAUCCGGAAACUAAGAUAUAACGGCCAACAAGAUUUGUCUAAGGUUGGAAAACGUAUUUUCCUUCCAUCUUCCUUUACAGGCGGGUCACGAUAUAUGAUGCAAAACUAUCUUGACGCAAUGGCAAUUUGUAAAUGGUAUGGUUAUCCAGACUUUUUUAUAACCAUUACCUGUAAUCCCAAAUGGCCGGAGGUUCAAAGGUUUCUUAAGGACACAAAUCUUAAUCCGGAGGAUAGGCCUGAUAUUUUAUCUCGAAUUUUUAAAAUAAAGCUGGAUGCCAUUUGUAAAGAUUUGAAAGACCGUGAUUUGUUUGGAAAAGCUUCUGCUGUUGUUUACACUAUUGAGUUUCAGAAGCGAGGAUUGCCUCAUGCACAUAUGUGCUUAUUCAUGGAGAAUGAUUACAAACUUCCAACUGUAGACCAUGUUGAUCAGUUUAUUUCUGCAGAAAUCCCUGAUUUAAACCAAGACCCGGAACUAUAUACGCUUGUGAAAGACCAUAUGAUUCACGGUCCAUGUGAAGAAGAGAUGACGGUUCCUUCGUUUCAAAAAAAUAAAAUUCAGUUAGACAAUAGAAGUGUUGUACCUUAUAACAAAAAGCUUUUGAAAAGAUAUCAGGCGCAUAUAAACGUUGAAUGGUGCAACCAAGCGGCGUCAAUAAAGUAUUUGUUCAAGUAUAUUAAUAAAGGUCCUGAUAGAGCAACAGUUGCUGUGGUUCCGAGCAACAAUGAAAACGAACAAGCAGAAAAUGAUGAAAUUAAAGAGUAUUAUGACUGUAGGUAUAUAUCUGCGUGUGAAGCGUCUUGGAGGAUUUUUUCUAAUGAAGUUAAUUAUAGGAGUCCUUCUGUUAUGCGUCUUCCUUUCCAUCUUCCUGGACAACAAACAGUUUGUUUCGGUCCUGAUGAAGAUAUUAAUCAAGUGCUAAACAAACCAUCUGUGAACUCAUCAAUGUUUUUAGCUUGGAUGCAACGUAAUCAAGAUCCUAACGACCAUGUUGCACGUACACUAACAUACGUACAGUUUCCGCGUUUUUAUGUUUGGAAGCUUGACAAGCGUAUAUGGGUUCCGAGAAUAAAAGGAAAAACAAUUGGAAGAAUUCAUUCCGUUUCUCCUUCUACCGGUGAAGCAGAUGCUUGCUAUGCGCUUGGUUUGUUGGAUGACGACUCUGAGUAUAUUGAGGCCAUCAAAGAAGCAAAUAUAUCAGGUAGUGCAGGUUAUAUUCGCAAUUUAUUCGCCACCAUGUUACUGUCAAGCACAUUAUCUAGACCUGAAGUUGUCUGGGAAAGCACAUGGAAGUAUAUGACAGAUGAUUUUCUGUACAGAUUCUCAAAGUAUCAUCGUGUUUCAGGUUUAUCAAUUCCUGAUGAGCAACUAAAGAACUACGUUUUAUGCGAAAUAGAGAAGUUUUUAACUCGGAAUAAUUCAUCGCUUCGGAGAUUUUUAUCAAUGCCUUACCCGGAUACUUCAUCUUUAGAUAACUUUCGCUGCCGAUUGAUUAACGAAGAGCUUGCUUAUGACAGAACAGAGUUACAAAAUGUUUAUCAAGGUCAGGUGAAUUUGUUAACGGAUGAACAACGUGCAGUAUAUGAAGAAAUUAUGAACGCAGUUCAUGGAGACAAUGGAGGAGUAUUUUUUGUAUACGGUUAUGGCGGGACCGGUAAAACGUUUUUAUGGAAAACAUUAUCUGCUGCAAUUAGGUCAAAAGGUCAGAUUGUAUUAAACGUUGCAUCUAGCGGAAUUGCAUCAUUGCUGUUGGAGGGAGGAAGAACGGCUCAUUCUAGGUUUCAUAUACCUUUGAAUCUUAAUGAGGAUUCCGUUUGUCAUAUAAAACCAGACGAUGAUGUAGCUAAAUUACUACAGCAGACCAAACUCAUUAUAUGGGAUGAAGCUCCUAUGGUUCAUAAACAUGCAUUUGAGGCUUUGGAUAGAACUAUGCAUGACAUUUUCAAUAUAUCUAAUCCAUCCAGGUCUGAUGUUUUAUUUGGAGGGAAGGUGAUUGUAUUUGGUGGUGAUUUUAGGCAAAUACUACCUGUUGUUCCAAACGGUGGACGUCAAGAAAUUGUGAAUGCCUCAUUAUGUUCUUCUUAUCUGUGGAGUAAGUGUAAGUUGUUGACGUUAUCUAGAAACAUGAGGUUAACUGUUGGAAGACCAUCAUCUGAAGUUGAAGAGAUUAGUAAUUUUGCAAAAUGGUUGUUGGACGUUGGCGAGGGAAAUGUUGGUGGUUCCAAUGAUGGAGAAGCAAUAAUUGAAAUACCACCUGAGCUUUUAAUUGAUAGCAUAUCUGAUCCAAUUUCUAGCCUGAUUGAUUUUGUUUAUCCGUCAAUCUUGGAUAAUUACAAUGAUCCUAAUUACUUUAGUACAAGAGCUAUACUUGCGCCUAAGAAUGAGGUUGUUCACGAGAUUAACGAUAGAUUGUUGGCAGUUUUCCCUGGUGAAGAAAAAGAGUAUCUUAGUUCUGACAGUCUAUGCCCUACUGAAGAUGGCAAUGUUGAUCAGCAAAAUAUAUAUUCUCCUGACGUGCUCAAUGGUCUCAAAGUGUCUGGUUUACCAAAUCAUAGGUUAGUGCUUAAAGUUGGCGUUCCAGUAAUGUUGUUGCGAAAUAUUGACCAACGAAAUGGUUUGUGUAACGGUACAAGGUUAAAGGUCACAAAACUUUACAGCCGUGUUAUUGAAGCUGAGAUAAUUUCUGGUGGUAAUAUUGGUUCUCGGACAUUCAUACCUAGAAUCAAUUUGGUACCUUCGGACCGAAAGAUUCCUUUUGCAUUUCAAAGGAGGCAAUUUCCAAUAACUGUAUGUUUUGCAAUGACGAUUAACAAAAGCCAGGGACAGUCGCUAUCUAAGGUUGGGUUGUACCUAAGACAACCAGUUUUCACACAUGGUCAAUUGUACGUAGCUUUAUCCAGGGUUACAAGACGAGAUGGAAUCAAGUUACUAAUACUUGACAAUGAUGGCAGGCCUACAAAUAAAACAACCAAUGUCGUAUAUAAAGAGAUAUUCAAUGGAUUGUGA
Molecule: messenger RNA, 4602 nt
Organism: Helianthus annuus (common sunflower)
Lineage: Eukaryota; Viridiplantae; Streptophyta; Magnoliopsida; Asterales; Asteraceae
Exons: 9
Coding region: 1-4602 (1533 amino acids)
Biological process (GO): DNA repair; telomere maintenance
Molecular function (GO): DNA helicase activity
Source: RefSeq, a predicted model, not a curated record